Messenger RNA from Mesorhabditis belari, 1350 nucleotides. NCBI's taxonomy places the organism in Eukaryota, Metazoa, Nematoda, Chromadorea, Rhabditida, Rhabditidae. The record is from the annotation of a GenBank genome assembly.
AUGCGACGCCCGACCACACGUUCGAGGUCGCAUGACACAGAUUCGAUGGACGGUGAUCCGGAGAUCGGAGAGUCGUACGUGGUGACGAGGAUCACGAAUGGAGUGCCGGAGAAAACGAUUGCCAUCGUUGUUGCAACAAAACAAGUCACCGAUGAUCAACUGCGGCAGAUACGAGCCGAAAAGGAGAAACUGCAAACAAACACGCCAAUUGAGGUAUCUGAGUCGGCGAAAGAAGAGCCCAACCCGACUGCCAUGCACACUUUGUACUACAUUCACUACGAGGGAAUGGAUCGACGAUUGGACGAAUGGGCUGAAAGGAAUCGCUUCUUGGGAUUCGCCUCGUCUGAGAAACCAUCACCAUCAAUGGGCAUUCAAAAAGUGACACGCAGUCAACGGAGAAUCGACGAAGAGUUCAAUCAUUUGCCUGUCGGCUAUGAGGUGAUGGGUGCAACGGUGGCUAAAUUGGAACGGGAAUAUGAGGAGAGAACUAAGGUGCGAAACAUUGAGAUGGUGACGCUGGGACGAUGGGAGAUCGACACCUGGUACUUUGCUCCAUACCCGGCUCCUUUCGAUCAAACCGUUCACCUAUUCGUUUGCGAGUACUGUUUGAUGUACUUCAAUGACAUAAAGCUUUACUCAAGACACGUGAAGCUGGCUUGUCGAAGGCGCACACCGCCUGGCAACGAGAUCUACCGAAAAGGCAACUUGAGCGUCUUUGAAGUGAGCGGCUAUCAGGAUCGCCAGUAUGCACAAUUCUUGUGUCUACUCUCGAAAUUGUUCAUGGAUCACAAGACGUUGUACUACGAUGUGGAAACGUUUCUUUUCUAUGUGCUCUGUGAAGUGGACAAUGAAGGAGCGCAUAUUGUUGGCAAUUUCUCAAAGGAGUUGGACACUGGCAAUAAUCUCGCCUGUAUCAUGAUUUUGCCACCAUAUCAGCGAAAAGGAUAUGGCAAGCUGUUGAUUCAAUUGAGCUACGAGCUUUCAUCAAGAGAAGGAUGGAUUGGGACACCGGAAAAGCCUUUGUCUGAUCUGGGCAAAGUGAGCUAUCGAUCGUACUGGUGGUGGGUGAUCUUGGGAACACUCGAGAAUAUGGAAACGGACACCGUUCGAGCGUCGAUUUUGUCGGAAGAGACAGGAAUCGCAAGUGCUGACAUUGUGUCCACUCUGUAUCCAAUGCAGAUGAUCAAGUCGUGGAAAGGAGAUCACAUUGUGCGUGCUUCGAAGCGAGUUGUCGAGCAUUGCCGUUCGUUAGGACUCGUAAGACCACCGUCUCUGCUCCUGGAUGAGAAAUGUCUUCGAUGGGAACCGCGAAGACCCCGCGGACCACCACGAACACGCCCAAAGCACAAA